AUGCAUGCAGCCGGGAUCUCCGGAAGAGCCUCGCGUGCGCGCGGUGCAGCAAAGAACCCCAGCUUUCAGCCAGUGCUUCCUCCGCUGCCCAAACUGCUGUUCCUAUUGCUGCUGUUGCUCCUGUCACUGGUAAGCCGCGUCCUGGGACAGCCAGCUGUCCCCAGUCGGUCACUGCUGCCCCCAGGUAUCUCGGGGACAACGGGGGUCCCCGCUGAGGAAGCCAUAGUGCUGGCGAACCGCGGGCUCCGGGUGCCCUUCGGCCGUGAAGUAUGGCUGGAUCCGCUGCAUGACCUGGUGUUGCAGGUGCAGCCGGGGGAUCGCUGUGCUGUGGUCGUGCUAGACAACGACGCGCUGGCCCAGCGGCCCGGUCGCCUGAGUCCCCGACGUUUCCCGUGUGACUUCGGCCCUGGAGAGGUGCGCUACUCUCACCUGGGAGCCCGAAGCCCUUCGCGGGAUCGCAUCGGAUUGCAACUUCGCUACGACGCGCCGGGCGGGGCGGUGGUGCUACCCCUGGUGUUGGAGGUGGAAGUGGUCUUUACCCAGCUGGAGGUUGUGACUCGGAACUUGCCCCUUGUGGUGGAGGAGUUGCUGGGGACCAGCAAUGCCCUGGACGCGCGGAGCCUGGAGUUCUCCUACCACCCUGAGACAGAGGAGUGCCGUGUGGGCAUCCUGUCUGGCUUGAGCGCGCUGCCUCGCUACGGGGAACUCCUCCACUACCCGCAGGUCCCAAGCGCAGUUAGACAAGGGGCUGCUCUGGAACCUCUGUUGAUGGACUGCAAGGCUUUUCAGGAGCUAGGAGUGCGUUACCGCCACACAGCCACCAGCCGCUCACCAAACAGAGACUGGGUGCCUAUGGUGGUGGAGCUCCGCACCCGGGGAACCCCUGUAGGCAGUCCUGCUUUGAAACGUGAGCACUUCCAGGUGCUGGUGAGGAUUCGGGGAGGCGCCGAGAACACCACCCCCAAGCCCAGUUUUGUGGCUAUGAUGAUGAUGGAGGUAGAUCAGUUUGUACUGACCGCCCUGACCCCUGACAUGCUGGCAGCUGAGGAUGCCGAGUCUACUCCAGACCUGCUGGUCUUCAACCUCACUUCUCCAUUCCAGCCCGGCCAGGGCUACUUUGUGAGCACUGAUGACCGUAGCCUGCCCCUCUCCUCCUUCACUCAGAGGGAUCUGCACCUCCUAAAGAUCGCCUACCAGCCUCCUUCCGAGGACUCUGACCAGGAGCGUCUCUUUGAAUUGGAGCUGGAGGUAGUGGAUCCUGAAGGAGCAGCCUCAGACCCUUUUGCCUUCAUGGUCGUGGUGAAGCCCAUGAAUACACUGGCUCCAGUGGUAACCCGGAACUCUGGUCUCAUUCUUUAUGAGGGAAAGUCUCAGCCCCUCACAGGCCCUGCAGGGAGUGGGCCACAAAACUUGGUCAUCAGUGAUGAGGAUGAUCUAGAGGCUGUCCAGCUGGAGGUGGUUGCUGGGCUCCGGCAUGGGCAUCUUGUCCUUUUGGGUGUCUCCAGUGGUAACUCUGCCCCCAAGACCUUCACUGUGGCCCAGCUAGCAGCUGGUCAGGUAGUCUACCAGCAUGAUGACAAAGAUGGCUCACUAAGUGACAACCUGGUGCUUCGCAUGGUAGACGGAGGAGGCAGGCACCAGGUGCAGUUCCUGUUCCCCAUUACCUUAGUGCCUGUGGAUGACCAGUCACCUGUCCUCAAUGCCAACACAGGGCUGACAUUGGCAGAGGGUGAAACUGUGCCCAUCUUGCCCCUCACACUGAGUGCAACAGACAUGGACUCAGAUGACACUCUGCUGUUUUUUGUGCUGGAGGCCCCCUACUCGGCUACAGGGCAUCUGCUUCUCCGUCAGACUCAUCCUCCUCAUGAGCAGGAGGAGCUCAUCAGGGGCCCUUGGAGGAAGCAGGGAACAUUCUAUGAGCGCAUAGUGACAGAGUGGCAGCAGAGGGACAUACUAGAGGGCAGGUUGUUCUAUAGGCACUCCGGGCCCCAUAAUCCUGGGCCAGUCAUUGAUCAGAUCAUAUUCAGAGUCCAGGAUAACCAUGACCCCCCCAAUAAGUCUGGGCUACAGAGAUUUGUGAUACGAAUUCAUCCCGUGGAUCACCUCCCUCCAGAGCUGGGCAGUGGCUGUCCCCUACGGAUGGUGGUGCAGGAAUCCCAGCUAACACCACUGAGGAAGAAGUGGCUGCGAUACACUGACAUGGACACAGAUGACCGAGAACUACGUUACACAGUGACCCAACCACCAAUGGAUACUGAUGAAAACCACUUGCCAGCCCCUCUGGGGACCUUAGUCCUGGCUGACAAUCCCUCAGUUAUAGUGACCCAUUUUACCCAAGCCCAGAUCAACCACCACAAAAUUGCUUACAGGCCUCCAGAGCAAGAACUGGGAGUGGCUGCCCGAGUGGCCCAGUUUCAGUUCCAGGUAGAGGACCAAGCUGGAAAUGUGGCUCCAGGCACCUUCACCCUUUACUUGCAGCCAGUAGACAAUCAACCACCAGAGAUCCUCAACACAGGUUUCACAAUUCAGGAGAAGGGCCACCACAUCCUGACUGACACUGAGUUGCAUGCGACUGAUGUGGACACUGAUGUGGCCCACAUCUCUUUCACUCUCACGCAGGCUCCCAAGGAUGGCCACUUGCAAGUGUCUGGACAGAGACUGUAUGUGGGUGGGAUCUUCCACUUGGAAGACAUUAAGCAGGGCCGGAUUUCCUACACACAUCAUGGAUAUGAGUCUCUGACUGAUAGCUGCUCCUUAGAAGUCAGUGAUGGACACCAUGUGGUACCCAUCACUCUUAGAGUAAAUGUCCGGCCAGUGGAUGAUGAGGUGUCCAUGCUGAGCCUUCCUGCUGGCACACUGGGGACUUAUCUAGAUGUUUUGGAAAAUGGAGCUACUGAACUCACUGCCAGUAUUAUCAAGGGAACUGAUGAGAGCACUGAUGAUUUGAUGUUGACUUUCCUCUUGAAAGGUCCACCCUUGUAUGGGGAAAUCCGGGUCAAUGGAGUGCCUGCAGAGCAAUUUACCCAACGAGACAUCUUGGAGGGGUCUGUUGUCUAUGCUCACACUAGUGGUGAGAUAGGCCUGUUGCCCAAGGGCGACUCUUUUAACUUGAGUCUCUCAAAAACGUCUCAAGAGUGGAGAGUAGGUGGUAAUACAAUCCAAGGAGUUACUGUGUGGGUGACCAUCCUCCCUGUCGAUAACCAGUCUCCAGAAAUUUCUGUGGGUGAACAGUUUAUAGUUAUGGAAGGUGAAAAAGGUGUUAUAACCUCAACAUAUAUACGUGCUGAAGAUAAUGAUUCCCUGAACGAUGACAUCUUGUGUACCAUAGUUAUUCAGCCUACCUCAGGUUAUGUUGAGAACAUUUCUCCAGCACCAGGUUCUGAAAAAUCAAGAGCAGGAAUUGCCAUCAGUGCAUUUACCCUGAAAGAUCUCAGGCAAGGUCACAUUAACUAUGUCCAGAGUAUCCAUAAAGGGGUGGAGCCUGUGGAAGAUCGAUUUAUAUUCCGUUGUUCUGAUGGCAUUAACUUUUCAGAUAGACACAUUUUCCCCAUUGUUAUCGUUCCCAACAACGAUGAACAGCCUGAAAUAUUUAUGAGAGAAUUUAUGGUAAUGGAAGGCAUGAGUCUGGUAAUUGACACCCCUAUCCUCAAUGCUGCUGAUGCUGACAUACCCCCAGAUGAUUUAACUUUCACUAUUACCCAGUUUCCCAUUCAUGGUCACAUCAUGAACCAGCUAAUAAAUGGUACGGUUUUGGUUGAAAGUUUCACUUUGGACCAGAUAACAGAGAGUUCCAGCAUUAUUUAUGAACAUGAUGAUUCUGAAACCCAGCAAGACAGUUUUGUGAUUAAACUCACAGAUGGCAAGCAUUCCGUGGAAAAGAUGGUUCUCAUUAUGAUUAUCCCUGUUGAUGAUGAGACCCCCAGAAUGACCAUAAAUAAUGGACUAGAAAUAGAAAUUGGACAAACCAAAAUUAUUAGCAACAAGGUAUUAAUGGCCACUGAUUUGGAUUCUGAAGAUAAAUCCUUAGUUUAUAUUAUUCGCUAUGGUCCAGGACAUGGCUUCUUACAGAGACAAAAAGCAACAGGCGCCUUUGAAAAUAUAACAUUGGGUAUGAACUUUACCCAGGAUGAAGUGGACAGAAACUUAAUUCAGUAUGCCCAUUUUGGGCAAGAGGGCAUCCGGGACCUAAUUAAAUUUGAUGUGACUGAUGGAAUCAAUGCCCUCAUCGAUCGCUAUUUUUAUGUAUCUGUUGGCAGCAUUGAUAUUGUUUUCCCUGAUGUGGUAAGUAAAGGAGUGUCUUUGAAGGAAGGUGGUAAAGUGACCCUUACUACAGACCUACUAAGUACAAGUGACUUGAACAGUCCUGAUGAAAAUCUUGUUUUUACCAUCACCAGAGCUCCCAUGAAAGGUCACUUAGAGUGCACAGAUCAGCCUGGGGUGUCUAUCUUGUCUUUCACUCAACUCCAACUUGCUGGCAGCAAGAUCUACUACAUCCACACAGCCAAGGAUGAGGUGAAGAUGGACAGUUUUGAGUUUGAGGUCACUGAUGGACGUAAUCCUGUCUUCCGGACAUUCCGUAUCUCCAUCAGUGAUGUGGACAACAAAAAGCCAGUGGUCACCAUCCACAACCUGGUUGUCAGUGAAAGUGAAAACAAGCUGAUCACUCCCUUUGAACUCACUGUUGAAGACAGAGAUACUCCUGACAAGCUGCUGAAAUUUACUGUCACUCAGGUGCCUGUUCAUGGCCAUCUCCUAUUCAACAAUACCAGACAUGUCAUGGUUUUUACGAAGCAAGACUUGAAUGAAAAUUUAAUCAGUUACAAACAUGAUGGCACCAAGUCAAGUGAAGAUAGCUUCUCUUUCACAGUGACCGAUGGCACUCAUACUGACUUCUAUGUCUUUCCGGAUGCAGUAUCGGAAACCAGGAGACCCCAAGUUAUGAGGAUCCAGGUCUUAGCUGUUGACAAUAGUGUGCCCCAAAUUGCAGUGAAUAAAGGUGCCUCUACACUUCGCACUCUGAAAAUUGGCCGUUUGGGGUUCAUGAUCACAAGCAAAGUAUUGAAAGUGGAGGACAGAGACAGCUUACAUGCUUCUCUUAGGUUUAUUGUGACAGAGACCCCUAAAUAUGGAUAUCUCUUCAACCUGGGCCAAGGCAACCACAGUGUCACUCAGUUUACACAAGCUGACAUCGAUGAUGCAAAAAUAUGCUACGUCUUAAGAGAAGGGGCUAAUGCUACAAGUGAUAUGUUCCAUUUUACAGUUGAAGAUAGUGGUGGAAACAAGUUAAUCAACCAACAUUUUCGUCUGAAUUGGGCAUGGAUCUCCUUUGAAAAGGAAUAUUACCUGAUCAAUGAGGACUCCAAAUUUCUAGAUGUUGUUCUUAAACGUAGAGGCUACUUGGGAGAAACCUCAUUUAUAAGUAUUGGCACAAGAGAUGGGACUGCAGAAACAGACAAGGACUUCAAGGGCAAAGCUCAGAAACAAGUGCAGUUCAACCCCGGCCAGAGCAGGGCCACAUGGAGAGUGCGGAUCAUAAGUGACAGCAAGCACGAGCAGUCUGAGACCUUCCACGUGGCGCUUUCCGAGCCGGUGCUGGCUGCGCUGGAAUUCCCCGCUGAGGCCACUGUGGAGAUCAUUGAUCCCGGAGAUGAGUCCACUGUAUUUAUUCCUCAAUCUGAAUAUUCCAUUGAAGAGGAUGUUGGAGAACUGUUCAUUCCCAUCAGGCGAAGUGGAGAUGUUAGUCAGGAACUGAUGGUAAUCUGUUACACACAACAAGGAACGGCCACUGGAACUGUCCCAACAUCGGUGCUGUCCUAUUCUGACUACAUAUCCAGACCUGAGGACCAUACCAGUGUUGUACAAUUUGACAAAGAUGAACGGGAGAAAAUGUGUCGGAUUGUUGUCAUUGAUGACUCCUUGUACGAAGAGAAGGAAACAUUCCAGGUCCUUCUGAGUAUGCCCAUGGGUGGUAGAAUUGGAUCAGCAUUUCCAGGGGCUCAGGUCACAAUUGUGCCCGACAAAGAUGAUGAACCAGCCUUCUACUUUGGCGAUGUGGAGUACUCUGUGGAGGAGUGUGCGGGCUUUGUGGAGGUGCAUGUGUGGAGGAUGGGCACCGACCUCUCCAGGCCAUCCAGUGUCACAGUGCGAUCACAGAAGACAGACCCUCCCUCUGCAGAUGCUGGAACAGACUAUGUGGGAAUCAGUCAUCAUUUAGAUUUUGCACCAGGAGUGAAUAUGCAGACUGUCCGUGUUACCAUUCUGGAUGAUCGUGGACAACCAAUGCUGGAGGGAAUUGAGAAAUUUGAACUGGUGCUUCGUAUGCCUAUGAAUGCUGCCCUUGGAGAGCCUAGCAAAGCCACCGUGUCCAUAAAUGACUCUGUUUCAGAUUUGCCCAAGAUGCAGUUUAAAGAGCAAAUGUAUACUGGCAAUGAAAAUGAUGAGCAGAUAGUUGCAGUCAUCCACAGGAGUGGAGAUGUACAGUACAGGUCAUCAGUGAGAUGCUACACACGGCAGGGAUCAGCACAAGUGAUGAGGGACUUUGAAGAACGCCCAAACACAGAUGUGUCCACCAUCACAUUCUACCCUGGUGAGACCGAAAAGCCCUGUAUCCUUGAGCUGAUGGAUGAUGAAUUCUAUGAGGAGGUAGAGGAACUCCGUCUGGUUCUAGGCACUCCACAAAGCAACUCUCCAUUUGGGGCUGCAAUUGGUGAACAAAAUGAAACUUUGAUAAGGAUCCGAGAUGAUGCUGACAAGACUGUUAUUAAAUUUGGGGAAAAUAAAUUUAGUGUCAGUGAACCCAGAGAAGCAGGACAAUCGGUGAUUAUAAAAAUUCCAGUGGUUCGCCAAGGAGACACUUCAAAAGUUUCCAUCGUAAGAGUCCACACCAAGGACGGAUCAGCCACUUCUGGAGAGGACUACCACCCUGUGUCAGAAGAAAUUGAGUUUAAAGAAGGAGAAACCCAGCACUUUGUUGAAAUUGAAGUCAUCUUCGAUGGGGUGAGAGAAAUGAGAGAGGCCUUCACCGUUCACCUGAAACCUGAUGAAAACAUGAUCGCUGAGACACAAGUGACCAAAGCUAUUGUGUACAUAGAAGAAAUGAACAGCAUGGCAGAUGUUACCUUUCCCUCUGUCCCUCAAGUUGUGUCCUUACUGAUGUAUGACGACAUCACCACAGCAAGAGAGCCUGCUGGGCCCGUGUCUGGCUACCCUGUUGUCUGUAUUACAGCUUGCAACCCCAAAUACCCAGAUUAUGACAAGACAGGCUCUAUCUGUGUGAGUGAGAACAUCAAUGACACUCUGACCCGGUACCGGUGGCUGACUAGUGCCCCCACCAGCUUUGACGGUGUGACCAGUCCCAUGAGAGAAGUGGACUUUGACACCUUUUUCACAUCAUCCAAGAUGAUCACUUUGGACUCCAUAUACUUUCAACCUGGCUCCAGGGUGCAGUGUGCUGCUCGAGCUGUGAACUCGGUUGGAGACGAAGGUCUGGAGCUGCUGAGCGCCAUUGUAACCAUUGGCAGAGAAGAAGGUCUGUGUCAGCCCCGCGUGCUAGGGAUCGUGGGGGCAGAACCGUUCUCGGCUCAAUUGCGCUACACAGGCCCCGAGGAGCCAGACUACACAAACCUCAUCAAGCUCACAGUCACUAUGCCACACAUAGAUGGCAUGUUGCCGGUGAUCUCCACCCGUGAGCUCUCCAACUUCGAGUUGACCCUGAGCCCAGAUGGCACCAGAGUUGGGAACCACAAGUGCUCCAAUCUCCUGGAUUAUACAGAAGUGAAGACUCAACAUGGUUUCUUGACUGAUGCCACGAAAAACCCAGAAAUCAUUGGGGAGAUGUAUCCUUAUCAGUACAGUUCAUCUCUCAGGGGUUCCAGUACCUUACGCUUCUACCGAAACCUGAACCUGGAGGCCUGUUUAUGGGAGUUUGUCAGCUACUAUGACAUGUCUGAACUCCUCACUGACUGUGGGGGUACCAUUGGAACAGAUGGACAGGUACUGAACCUGGUUCAGUCAUACGUGACCCUUCGAGUUCCACUGUACGUCUCCUACGUGUUCCAUUCUCCUGUGGGGGUUGGAGGUUGGCAGCAUUUUGACCUGAAGUCAGAGCUCCGUCUGACUUUUGUGUAUGACACUGCCAUCUUGUGGAAUGAUGGGAUUGGCAGUCCACCAGAAGCUGAACUCCAAGGUUCUCUUUAUCCAACCAGCAUGCGUCUCAGUGAAGAGGGACGCUUGGUCGUGAACUUCAAGACAGAGGCUCAGUUCCACGGCCUAUUUGUGCUGUCACAUCCCGCAUCUUUCAUAAGCUCAGUGAUUGUGUCAGCUGAUCACCCAGCUCUCACAUUCUCCCUGCGCCUCAUAAGGAGUGAGCCAACCUACAACCAGCCCAUCCAGCAGUGGAGCUUCGUGUCCGACUUUGCAGUCCGGGACUACUCGGGGAGCUAUACUGUGAAGCUGCUGCCAUGCACCACUCCACCGCACCAGGAGCAUCGCCUGCCGGUCAUCUGCAACCCGAGGGACCCGGUCACCUUUGACCUGGACAUCCGAUUCCAGCAGGUGAGUGACCCAGUGGCAGCUGAGUUCAGCUUAAACACCCACAUGUACCUACUCUCCAAGAAGACUCUCUGGUUGUCAGAUGGAUCCAUGGGAUUUGGACAAGAGAGUGAUGUUGCUUUUGCAGAAGGUGAUACAAUUUAUGGCCGUGUGAUGGUAGAUCCUGUGCAGAAUUUAGGUGAUUCCUUUCACUGCAGCAUUGAGAAGGUGUUCCUGUGCACUGGAUCUGAUGGAUACGUCCCCAAGUACAGCCCUAUAAAUGCAGAAUAUGGCUGCUUAGCUGACUCUCCUUCACUCUUAUAUAGAUUCAAAAUUGUGGACAAAGCUCAACCGGAGACCCAAGCCACCAGCUUUGGAAAUGUCCUGUUUAAUGCUAAGCUGGCAGUGGAUGACCCAGAAGCCAUCCUCUUAGUGAAUCAGCCUGGAUCAGAUGGAUUUAAAUUUGACUCAACACCACUCUUUCAGGUGUCUCUUGGUAGAGAAUGGUACAUACAUGCGAUCUAUACAGUCAGAUCCAAAGACAACACCAAUCGAGGUCUUGGCAAAAGAAGUGUGGAGUACCAGUACCAUUCCCUCAGGAGCUCUGGGAUGCCCCAAGCAUCUACCAAGAGCCAGAAGCAUAGGGCGCUCAGGAGCACACCUCUACUGGCGUGGGAAAUCGGUGCUAAAAAUAACCGAGGUACAAAUAUCCAGCACAUCGCCCUGGCCCACACGGACAAGAAGCAGACCCCUCAGGGCAAGGCUCCCCCUGAUGGCAUCCUCCCUAGAGAGCUCAGCCACCACAGUGCUGACAUCAGUCUGGUCACAAUCAUUGGAGGAGUCACAGUGGGGCUGCUCACCAUCUGCCUAACUGGCAUUGCCAUGAUGAUGUACAGAAGCAAAGAGAAACCCAAGAGGAAGGAUGCCCCCAGUGCCUCAGGCAGCAGUGAGCCGAUGAUGCCUCCACAGAGCCACAACAGUGACAGCUCAGAAGUUUGA
Chrysochloris asiatica (Cape golden mole) is the source of this 9528-nucleotide messenger RNA. It is a transcript of the gene FREM2, whose product is annotated as FRAS1 related extracellular matrix protein 2. The transcript has 24 exons. The record is from RefSeq and is a predicted model, not a curated record. The coding region runs from base 1 to 9528 and encodes 3175 amino acids. NCBI's taxonomy places the organism in Eukaryota, Metazoa, Chordata, Mammalia, Afrosoricida, Chrysochloridae. Gene Ontology annotation, cellular component: membrane. Gene Ontology annotation, biological process: cell communication.